Molecule: messenger RNA, 5798 nt
Organism: Cercocebus atys (sooty mangabey)
Lineage: Eukaryota; Metazoa; Chordata; Mammalia; Primates; Cercopithecidae
Gene: NACC1
Product: nucleus accumbens associated 1, BEN and BTB (POZ) domain containing
Exons: 6
Coding region: 1428-3011 (527 amino acids)
Biological process (GO): regulation of transcription by RNA polymerase II
Molecular function (GO): protein binding; DNA-binding transcription factor activity, RNA polymerase II-specific; RNA polymerase II cis-regulatory region sequence-specific DNA binding
Source: RefSeq, a predicted model, not a curated record
CACAUUUACAAAUAUUUAACUGAGCAUCUAUUUCAUUCUAAAGAACUAAUGUUGAAUAAAACCAGCCAGAAUGUCCGCCUUCAUUGAGCUGACAGUCCCCUUGGAGGGUUUAACUCUACAUACAACUCUUUUUUUCUUUUCUUUUCUUUUUUUUUGAGAUGGAGUCUCGCUGUGUUGCCCAGGCUAGAGUGCAGUGGCUUGAUCUUGGCUCACUGCAACCUUCAUCUCCCAGGUUCAAGCGAUUCUCGUGCCUCAGCGUCCCAAGUAGCUGGAACUACAGAUGUGCACACCACACCCAGCUAAUUUUUGUAUUUUUAGUAGAGACGGGGUUUCGCCAACUUGGCCAAGCUGGUCUUGACCUCCUGACCUCAGGUGAUCCAUCUGCCUUGGCCUCCCAAUGUGCUGGGAUUACAGGCGUGAGCCACCGCGCCUGGCCUGUACAUACAACUCUUAAAAUGCUGCCCUGACCCUGGGACUCACUUUCAAAGAUGUCCACAUUCCCUAGGCCAGGACCCCAUUUGUCCCAUACCCUUCCUGGCAGUCCUGUCCCUGCUGCAUCGCCCUCCAGCUACACCAGCUUUCUUUGGGUCCCUGGACCACACCCGAUACCUUCCUGCCCAGGAGUGUUAUCUCUGUCCUGGCUGUUGCUCAACCUUUAAUGGUCCCUACCACCAAGGCCAUCUGCUCAGUUGACAUACCCACCCCAACUGUAAUUAAAUCAUCCCCUGUGUCUCCUCACUAGACAGCUCCACAUAAGCACAGCUGGUCCUUUUAGGACUGUGUCCCCAGCACCUCCCACAAAGGAGGAUCUGGUUCAUCAGGAUGGGUUGGAUGAACAGCCCAUUUUACAGAUGAACAAACUGGGGCACAGGGUGGUGGGGGGUUUUGGCUGCACUGCACACCUGUCCUGUCUUUGUCCUCCUCCCUGGGGAAUGAGCUUGGAGCACCCCUCUAGGAACUGGGGUGCCAGCCUCUUCCCUUGACCAUCUUGGUCCUUGUCAUUUGGGCCCCAGUACCAGGGGUGGCUUUAAUUUGGCUGCCUAGGGAGGUGGUUCAGGGCUGCCAGGACCCCAGAAGUAGGCUCUCUGGGCUCUGUCCUUUGCCCCCCAACACGGUGCUUGUUUCUCCUGCGUCUUCAUACAGAGGGGCCAGCUCCUGGCCCAUUCAGCUCUGAGUUUGAGUUCCUAGGAGGAGAUUUUUGCUGCCUUGUAACUGGGAUUCCUAGAUCCAGCCUCCACCCUCUGUUUGUCCUAAGGAUGUUUUGGGAUUUUGUUUUGUUUUGUUUUGUUUGUGUUUUUGUAGGAUGGUGGCAGUGAUUUUGAGGAGGGGAAGAGGAAGGAGGAUACAAGCAAGGGAAGUCACAGGCUGUAGUGCCUAGACAGACCCUGGUUUGAAUCUCGGCCUUACCACUUCUGGCAUCCGCCGCCAUGGCCCAGACACUGCAGAUGGAGAUCCCGAACUUUGGCAACAGCAUCCUGGAGUGCCUCAAUGAGCAGCGGCUACAGGGCCUGUACUGUGACGUGUCGGUGGUGGUCAAGGGCCAUGCCUUCAAGGCCCACCGGGCUGUGCUGGCUGCCAGCAGCUCCUACUUCCGGGACCUGUUCAACAACAGCCGCAGCGCCGUGGUGGAGCUGCCGGCGGCCGUGCAACCCCAGUCUUUCCAGCAGAUCCUCAGCUUCUGCUACACGGGCCGGCUGAGCAUGAACGUGGGUGACCAGUUCCUGCUCAUGUACACGGCUGGCUUCCUGCAGAUCCAGGAGAUCAUGGAGAAGGGCACCGAGUUCUUCCUCAAGGUGAGCUCCCCAAGCUGCGACUCCCAGGGCCUGCACGCAGAGGAGGCCCCAUCGUCGGAGCCCCAGAGCCCCGUGGCGCAGACGUCGGGCUGGCCAGCCUGUAGCACUCCACUGCCCCUCGUGUCACGGGUGAAGACAGAGCAGCAGGAGUCGGACUCUGUGCAGUGCAUGCCUGUGGCCAAGCGGCUGUGGGACAGUGGCCAGAAGGAGGCUGGGGGCAGCAGCAACGGCAGCCGCAAAAUGGCCAAGUUCUCCACGCCGGACCUGGCUGCCAACCGGCCUCACCAGCCCCCGCCACCCCAACAGGCUCCGGUGGUGGCAGCAGCCCAGCCCGCCGUGGCCACGGGAGCAGGGCAGCCGGCCAGUGGGGUGGCGGCAGCAGGGGGCGUAGUGAGUGGGCCCAGCACGUCAGAGCGGACCAGCCCGGGCACCUCGAGCGCCUACACCAGCGACAGCCCUGGCUCCUACCACAAUGAGGAGGACGAGGAGGAGGACGGCGGCGAGGAGGGCAUGGAUGAGCAGUACCGGCAGAUCUGCAACAUGUACACCAUGUACAGCAUGAUGAACGUCGGCCAGACAGCCGAGAAAGUGGAGGCCCUCCCGGAGCAGGUGGCCCCCGAGUCCCGGAAUCGUAUCCGGGUUCGGCAAGACCUGGCGUCUCUCCCGGCUGAGCUUAUCAACCAGAUUGGGAACCGCUGCCACCCCAAGCUCUACGACGAGGGCGACCCCUCUGAGAAGCUGGAGCUGGUGACAGGCACCAACGUAUACAUCACAAGGGCGCAGCUGAUGAACUGCCACGUCAGCGCAGGCACACGGCACAAGGUUCUCCUGCGGCGGCUCCUGGCCUCCUUCUUUGACCGGAACACACUGGCCAACAGCUGUGGCACCGGCAUCCGCUCUUCUACCAACGAUCCCCGCCGGAAGCCCCUGGACAGCCGCGUGCUCCAUGCUGUCAAGUACUACUGCCAGAACUUUGCCCCUAACUUCAAGGAGAGCGAGAUGAAUGCCAUCGCGGCCGACAUGUGCACCAAUGCCCGCCGCGUCGUGCGCAAGAGCUGGAUGCCCAAGGUCAAGGUGCUCAAGGCUGAGGAUGACGCCUACACCACCUUCAUCAGUGAAACGGGCAAGAUCGAGCCGGACAUGAUGGGCGUGGAGCAUGGCUUCGAGACCGCCAGCCACGAGGGAGAGGCGGGUCCCUCAGCCGAGGCCCUGCAGUAACCCGCCCCGCCUCCUGCGGGGCCUCACGCUCCCCCUCCCAACACACACACACCCGCCAUCUUGGUCAUGAGCUACUGUCUGUCCCUCCCCAGGACCCGCGGUGGGUGCUGCAUGUUCCCGGCCCUCUGCCCCUCCUGUCCCACCCCCUUCCCCCACCAAGAGCUGGGCCGGGAGAGGACUGCAGGGCAGGUGGCGUGAGGUCCGUGUUGCCUUCUUUAACACACACUCGUGCAGUGGGGGAGUUCUGGCUCCCCAACCUAACCCCUAGCCGUCAUCUCCACACUCACCAGGCCCGCCAGGGGAGGGGGCUGGCCUGGGGGUCUCGGGAAGGCCCCCUCCCCAGGCCCUGGGCCACCUCGCGGAAGCCUUCAGCCUCCGCCCCUCACUGCAGCCCCUUGGGACUUGAGGGGGCCCCAGGGGUUCUCAGGACCCCUCCCACCACCUCCCAGUGCUUCCACGUCUCCAAAAGCGCCUUCCUGUCACCCUCGUCUGUCCCUGCGCCUGGGGGCUGGGGUAGGCGAGGCCAUGGGGACUACCCAUUUUACAGCUGGGGAAAUUGAGGCUCCGAGAAAUUGCACAACCGACCUAAGGUGGCCGGCAGUGGUGUGCCCGGUGCCCUUUCUCCUCUUUUCCGCCUCUGUUGCCCCCAUUGGUCCUCUGGGGCCUCAGAGAGGCAGGUCCUAAAGGAGGGGGGGUCUCUUGGGGGCAGAUCAAGGGUCUCGGAGGAUAGAAUGAGAGGUUUCCAGGGCUGGCAGAGCGUGUGCGUGUGUGUGUGUGUGCAAAAGUUUUGCUUUCAAACAAAUGAAGAUACAAGAGGCAGUAGGACCUGGGUUGGAACCCAGGGGAGCAGACUGGGGGGCUGCUGCCCCUCCCUCCAUCUCCCCACCCCCACCCAACCCCACGGCAGGGCUCCUGGCCCCCACCCCCUGUACAUAAUUUUUAAAACAUUUUUUUAGCGAAUGAAAUAUUGAAGUAUAAGAUUCCUUUUAUUUUUCAAACCAAUGGGGCUGUGUCUGUUGUCCUCCUCGGUCCCCAGGGGUGGGGGGUACCGUGGAAGGCAGGAUGGUGUCGGGGGACUUGGGGGCAGCCUGAAUGUGUGUGUGUGUGUGUGUGUGUGUGUGUGUCUGGGGUGUGGGUGUGUGUUUCCAUGGUAGGACUCCAGUCCCAGCUGCUGCCUAGGCUCCUGUGGGUCCCGCCGGGUUCCCCCUCCCCUGUCCACCUUCCCCAACAGGGCUAUAGUUUAAGGGUGUCCCAGGCCUUGGCUGGUUGACUGGGCCCAGCUCCUGGCGGCUGGGCUGGGCAGGGCAGGGCAGGGCAGGGCAGGGCAGGGCAGGGCAGGGCCGGGUCGGGUCCACUUCCAUUGUUAGCAGUUGUUUGCAGAAUUUUCUCUUUUACCAUUCCUCUCUUUUUGUUCUCACCCAGAGUGGGUGGUUUUUUGUUGUUGUUUUAGAUUUUUAUGUGAAGGCAGAGAGUUUGUUUUUUUUUUAAACUCCCCAUCCCCCUACGCGGGGUGUCAUUUCACCAUCCACAUCCUUGUUUGUGUUUCUGGCCCUCGUCCUCCCUGCCUCUCCUCUGCCUCCCCAACCCCUGCCUACCCACUGCUCCCAGGGGUCUCUCCAGGGGCAGGGGCAUUUCAGGAGAUGGAGUGGGGGCCAGCCCCGACUGGACCCUUGGAAUCUGAUUCGGAGACCAUCCCCCUGAUGGGACCAGCAGCCCCACCGGCCUACUGGGGGUCCCUCUUAACAUCUGCUUGUUGCGGGGGUCAGUCAUGAGUGCCAGGGUCUGGCUGGGGUCUUGGCACUGUCUUCCUGGCUGGGGCUUGGCACCUUAGCCCCCAGCCGGUCUGAGUGGGGGAUGUUGACACCCCCAGCUAAAGCACAAGCACCUUAGUCGCCCCUCCUCUCCCCCCGCCUCCUGGCCUGCCACCCCACCCCAGCGUUUACCCCAAAGCACAAUGCCCUGGUCACUUGGCAAGCAGCUGGGCCUGACGGAGGCCGAGGGGCAGACCGGGGCUCCAGCCAGACCCCCGAAAGGAAGCUCCCCCACUUCCAGGCCUUAGUUGGGGUGGGGGGGCAGCUUCUGGGCCUGGGGUCUUCUCUCCCCCACCCCCUUGUCCUGGGUAGGCCCCUGCCUGCCCCUCUCUGCCUUUUCCUUGGGUGUCCCUCUUCGAGCCCCUGUGGCACUGGCUUGGGUGGCAGAGCCCACUUGUUUCAGGGACCCCAGGAGGUGCCCCCUGGCUCCCGGGACUGUGUGUGGGUCUGGGGGAUGGGGGGGAAGAAGGGUGGGGCAGCGGGUGCAGGGGAGGAAACUCCUCACCAGGAGAGCCAAAGACAGGGUUGUGCCUUACCCCAGGAGCCACCCCUGUGCCCCCCUUGCCCUGCCAUUCACCCUCCACCCCUCCCCCCGGGCGGCCUGCUGCUUUUUCCUUCUCUUCCUCCCCUGUCCUGCCCUGAGCUGCAUGGUUCCCCCACCCUGGGCAGCCAGGAAGGAAUCUGAAUGGAGAAUCACCAACCACCAGAGAAAAAAGACUGUGGGGCCCUCCCCUGCCAACUCCCCUUCCCUGGCCGCCCACUCACCCACACCUCUUUCACGUAGGACAGGCUGCCCACCCUGUCCACGUGAAGUGCCAACGCCCUCCCCACCCUGGGCCGAGCCCCCAUCCCUCCCUGGGCCCCCAAGUGAGAUUGCACAUUUAACUACUGUAAGGAGAGGAGCGGCGUUGGCAAAUGUGAACCAUGAGAAUAUCAGUGAUACUGAUGAGAAUAAACUAAACGCCUUUGUAACAGC